CAGCGGAACUACGUACGUAUACUACUUGAGUAAAUUUUAUUACCAAUAGUUGUCGAAUUUUUUCUUGGUUGAUGACAGUUUCUCGGAGGAUGAAUAACGCAGGAAUGUUAAUUGCGGCGAUGCUAUUGCUAUACGCCGGAGAAUCGAGAGGCUAUGGAACGGGUCCCCCAGAAAUCGCUUGUUCCUCCAUGAGGCCAAGCCAUUACGGCGCAAGUGAUCCAUUCACCCCGUCUCCAUACACCAUCACCGUGAGCAAACAGAAAUACAAAGCAGGAGAGAGUAUAGAUGUGACCCUAAAAGGUGCAAACGGAGAGAAAUUCAAGGGUUUCUUUGUGCAAGCUCGUAAACAUAACUCACAGUCUGUUAUACCAGUUGGAACAUUCACUGAAGUCACCAGUGUGGGCUCGAAGAAUUUGUGCAGGCAAAGAAAUGGAGAUCAUGCCAUAAGUCACUCCAAUUCCAAUCAGAAGUCGGAGGUAGUACUCAGGUGGACUGCUCCAGCAAAAUCUGCAGGUGACAUAGUGUUCAGAGUCACAGUAGUUAUGGCUUAUGACACUUUCUGGGACAAUCAAGAGUCUGCAGUGGUGAAAGAGGUUAAUUCUUCUGGUGCAGUCAUUGGAUAGACAAGUUGUGAUGACAAGGGCUACAUCAUUUAAAAGCACUGUUAUCUGUAAAUUCACAUUCUGGAAAAUGUGAUUUCAAAUUAUGAUGGAAUAAAAGAUCCAAAUCCACUAAAAGCAUUCAGAGUUUUUAUCUACAUUUUUCUUUUCCGCUUCUCCAAUAUUUCUUCACAGCUAUCACCAUAAACAGUCUUCUGGCUGGUCUUCUAUCAUCUAGUAUGGUUGUCUGUAGGCCAGUGACAGCAUCAGGCCUGGUGCAUUCUAGUACCUAGCCCAAAAGGUGAAAAUCUACUAUCACUUGAGAGUGCCACCACACAAUAUUUAGUCUGUGUACUGGUCUUCCAUCACACAGUUGUGUCCCCACUGCUAUGAUGUCACAUAACAGUCUGAUGGCACACAGUAGUCUGCCCACUGGACU
Messenger RNA from Lingula anatina, 1038 nucleotides. RefSeq names its product putative defense protein 3. Lineage: Eukaryota; Metazoa; Brachiopoda; Lingulata; Lingulida; Lingulidae. Gene Ontology annotation, cellular component: membrane. The record is from RefSeq and is a predicted model, not a curated record.